Molecule: messenger RNA, 1620 nt
Organism: Aspergillus saccharolyticus JOP 1030-1
Lineage: Eukaryota; Fungi; Ascomycota; Eurotiomycetes; Eurotiales; Aspergillaceae
Gene: cbhB
Product: putative 1,4-beta-D-glucan-cellobiohydrolyase
Exons: 1
Coding region: 1-1620 (539 amino acids)
Biological process (GO): carbohydrate metabolic process
Cellular component (GO): extracellular region
Molecular function (GO): cellulose binding; hydrolase activity, hydrolyzing O-glycosyl compounds
Source: RefSeq, a predicted model, not a curated record
AUGGUUGACUCCUUCUCCAUCUACAAGACAGCUCUCCUGCUUUGCAUGCUGGCCACCAGCAAUGCGCAGCAGGUCGGCACUUCCCAGGCUGAAACGCAUCCCAGCUUGACCUGGCAAACUUGCACCGGCAGUGGUAGCUGUACCACCACUACCGGCAGCGUGGUCAUUGAUGCCAAUUGGCGCUGGGUGCACGAAGUGGGUGGCUACACCAACUGCUACACCGGCAACACCUGGGACACUUCCAUCUGCGAUACCGAUGUCGAGUGCGCGGCCGACUGUGCCCUCGAGGGUGCCGAAUACUCCAGCACCUACGGUGUGACCACCAGCGGCUCGUCGCUCCGUCUCAACUUCGUCACCACCGCCUCGCAGAAGAACAUCGGUUCGCGUCUGUAUCUCUUGGAAAAUGAUAGCACCUACGAGACUUUCCAGCUGCUCAACCGGGAAUUCACUUUCGAUGUGGAUGUCUCCAACCUUCCCUGCGGUCUGAACGGCGCCCUCUACUUCGUCUCCAUGGACGCUGACGGUGGCGUUUCCCGCUUCCCCACCAACAAAGCGGGUGCUAAGUACGGCACUGGGUACUGCGACUCCCAAUGCCCGCGGGAUCUCAAGUUUAUCGAUGGCGAAGCCAACGUUGAAGGCUGGGAGCCAUCUGCAACCGACGUCAAUGCCGGUACCGGUGACCACGGCUCCUGCUGCCCGGAGAUGGACAUUUGGGAGGCGAACAGCGUUUCCAACGCCUUCACCGCCCACCCGUGCGACUCGGUCCAGCAGACCAUGUGUGAGGGCGAUGCUUGCGGUGGCACCUACAGCGACGACCGCUAUGCUGGCACUUGUGAUCCUGAUGGCUGCGACUUCAAUCCUUACCGCCUGGGUAACACCGACUUCUAUGGCCCGGGAAAGACCGUCGACACCAGCCAGUCCUUCACCGUUGUGACCCAAUUCAUCACCAGCGAUGGCACCGACACCGGUAGCCUGAGCGAGAUCCGCCGCUUCUACGUGCAAAACGGCGUGGUGAUUGGCAACGGCGCCUCCACCUACACGGCUGCAAGCGGCAACGCGAUCACCGAGAGCUUCUGCACGGCCGAGAAGACUCUGUUCGGCGACGAGAACGUCUUCGACACCCACGGUGGACUGACCGGCAUGGGCUCCGCGCUGGGUGACGGGAUGGUCCUGGUGAUGAGUCUGUGGGACGACCACGCCGCCGACAUGCUCUGGCUCGACAGCGACUACCCGACCACCAGCUCGGCCAGCAGCCCGGGUGUUGCUCGCGGUACCUGUUCGACCACCACCGGCAAUGCCACCUACGUCGAGGACACCUACCCCAACGCCUAUGUCACGUAUUCCAACAUCAAGUUCGGUACCCUCAACUCAACCUUCUCCGGCUCGACCUCCAGCGGCUCCAGCACGACCCUCACCACCAAGGCCUCAACCAGCACGACCAGCACGACCAGCACGACCAGCACGACCAGCACCAAGACAUCGACCUCGACCACCAGCUCCUCCACCAAUGUGGCUCAGAAAUACGGUCAAUGCGGUGGCCAGGGCUGGACUGGGCCGACCACCUGUGUCAGCGGAUCCACUUGCACCUAUAGCAACCAGUACUACUCUCAGUGCUUGUAG